AUGCUAAAUGAGAAGAAGCAGUUCCCAUCCCUCUAUCAGAUGGCCAGCAGUGACAGCUCUCUGGGCAUUGCAAUGCUGUCACUGCUGCUGCAUUUUGGCUGGACAUGGGUGGCGCUCUUUGUGUCUGAUGACAUGAAAGGAGAGCAGUUCCUGCAGGACAUCCAAGCAGAGAUGCUGAAGAGAGGAGUCUGUGUGGCCCUGACAGUGAAGCUCCCUGUCACCAAGAGGCUGUAUCAAGAGAGUGAUCUGACUUUCAUGAGCAGGAUCCAAGCUUCAACUGCAAACGUGCACAUCCUCUAUGGUGAUGUAAGGGCCCUCAUUACUGUGGACAUUUCAGUGGAAUUCUUUCUAACCAUGGGGAAGGUGUGGGUGAUGGCAUCCAAGUGGGACAUCGUUGUGUAUGAGACAGACCACAUGCUGCACUCUUUGCAUGGAGGCUUCUCAUUUUCCCCCCACAGAGAGGAGAUCCCUGGCCUCAACAAUUUUCUCAAGACAGUGGAGCCUUCUCUCUUCCCAGAGGACUUUUACUUCAAUAAAUUAUGGCUCUUGCAUCUGGACUGCUCACCAGCAGGGUCAUUUUAUGGACGCAUUGGAAACUGCUCACCAAAUGCAUCCUUGGAGUUUCUUCCACCAUACAUUGACCUGAUGACCCUCUCUGACUCCAGCUAUUUAGUCUACAAUGCUGUGUAUGCAGUGGCCCAUGUACUCCACGCUAUUCUGAUGGAGAAAAUGGAGCUGGGAUCUCUGGGAGAAGCAGCCCAGCCAAUGAUUCUUCCCUGGCAGGUAACCCUCCCUCAGAUCAACUUAGAUAUUGACCACUUGAUGUACUCAGCUGGUGUUCCUUUGGAAUACAACACCAUGACACAUCUUUUACAUCAAAGUCAGCAAUAUCAGCUCCACCCAGUUCUGAGGAAACUCAAGUUCAGAAACAGUGCUGGAGAUGAUGUAUCCAUGUGUGAACCAAGACGUGGCAUGGCACGUUAUGAUAUCCAGAAUGUUGUGAAUUUUCCUGCUGGAUUGAGCUUGCUGGAGAAAAUUGGAGAGUUUACCUAUACCAGUUCACAUGAGCAGGGGCUGCUCAUCCAUGAAGACCUGAUAGAAUGGCCUACUGCCUUCAAGGAGACUCCUCAGUCUGUGUGUAGCCAGAGCUGUGGUCCAGGAUUCAGGAUCUUGCCACAGGAAGGAAGACCCAUCUGCUGCUACACCUGUGUGUUCUGUCCAGAGAGAGAAAUGUCCAACCAGACAGAUGCAGAGCAGUGUUUCCGGUGCUCAGAGCAGGAGUACCCAAACUUGAACAGGACUCACUGCCUCCCCAAGCUGGUGACAUUCCUGGACUUUGAGGAUUCUCUGGGUACUGCUCUGGCCUGCAUGGCUCUGACCCUCACUCUCCUCACUGUUAUGGUGUUGGGGCUCUUUGUGAAGCACCGAGACACACCCAUCGUCAAGGCCAAUAACCGCAACCUCAGCUACAUCCUGCUCAUCUCACUCCUCCUCUGCUUCCUCUGCUCCUUCCUCUUCAUUGGCCGUCCCAACACAGCCACCUGCCUCCUAAGACAAAUCACAUUUGCCCUGGUGUUCACAGUGGCUGUUUCUGCUGUGCUGGCCAAAACCAUCACUGUGGUUCUGGCCUUCAAGGCCAUGAAACCUGGAAGGACCAUGAGGCGAUUGCUGGUGUCAGGAGCCCCAAACGCUGUCAUUCCCAUCUGCUUCCUCAUCCAACUGACUCUCUGUGCCAUCUGGCUGGCAACAUCUCCUCCCUUUGUGGACACAGAUGCACACUCUGAGCAUGGACACAUCAUCCUCUUGUGCAACGAGGGCUCCAUCACUGCCUUCUACUGUGUGCUGGGCUUCCUGGGCUCAUUGGCCCUGGGCACCUUCACUGUGGCUUUCCUUGCCAGGAAGCUGCCUGACACGUUCAAUGAAGCCAAGUUCCUGACGUUCAGCAUGCUGGUGUUCUGCAGUGUGUGGGUGACCUUCCUGCCUGUGUACCAGAGCACCAAGGGGAAGGUGAUGGUGGCCGUGGAGGUCUUCUCCAUCUUGGCCUCUGGUGCUGGGCUCCUGGGCUGCAUCUUUGUCCCCAAGUGCUACAUCAUUCUCCUAAGACCUGAGAGGAAUUGUUUGGAAGGUUUCAAGAAAAGAACAUGCUCUAGGGGAUUCUAA
Molecule: messenger RNA, 2160 nt
Organism: Ochotona curzoniae (black-lipped pika)
Lineage: Eukaryota; Metazoa; Chordata; Mammalia; Lagomorpha; Ochotonidae
Product: vomeronasal type-2 receptor 116-like
Exons: 4
Coding region: 1-2160 (719 amino acids)
Biological process (GO): G protein-coupled receptor signaling pathway
Cellular component (GO): membrane
Molecular function (GO): G protein-coupled receptor activity
Source: RefSeq, a predicted model, not a curated record